Arachis ipaensis is the source of this 753-nucleotide messenger RNA. RefSeq lists its product as uncharacterized. Lineage: Eukaryota; Viridiplantae; Streptophyta; Magnoliopsida; Fabales; Fabaceae. The record is from RefSeq and is a predicted model, not a curated record.
AUGGCCAGUAACAAUCCAUUCAUAGUUGUGCUUCUUUAUCCCAAUUGUCGCAUGAGAAAUGGCGACAACGGGGUAAUAUUUGAGUGUCAAGAUCCGAUAUUGUUUCGCACUCAGCGUGUGGAGACGUUGUCGGAUUUGAAGAGUUUGAUAUUGAGCAAGCUCGGUGGGACACAACCGAGGGAAAUCGGAAGGGUGGCGUAUAGGUUGCUGGCACCCAUGGAAAAUGGAGUUUUCCGGUUUAAACUAUUCCGACUUCACGGAGACGAGCAUGUGCGACUGAUGUUCGACAUUCAUGGGAGGAUCAUGUGUGAACAGGACGAGGAUUACGUGGCGGACAGUGUGGACAGUAAAUCUUCCGAUGGUGGCGAUGAGGAUGAGUUUGUGCUGGAGACACCUGCGGGGGCUGUGCCACGCCAUGUGAUACCUCCACCUCAUCCAAUUCCGGUGCUAUCGGCUGUGCCAAGUCACUAUCACAGUUUAUAUCUGGACGCCAUGCAUGAAAGGAACCUAGUUUCUGACAGCUGUGGAGUGGAUUACAACCUGGACGACGGUGUGGAGUUUCGGGUCGGACACAGGUUCAGAAGCCGAGAGGCGGUGCUUCAAGGUGUGAAGAACUACAGUAUUCGAAGGAGUGCUGAGUACCGGGUGAUUGAGUCUGACCGCUUAAAGUACCAUGUGCAGUGCUGUCAAGCCCACAGUGGGUGUCAAUGGAGCCUCCGUGCCGCCCUUUGUCAGAAUCUCGGAUACUGGUAA